AUGAAACCUAGUGAUUCCGAAGCCGACAAGGCCUUUGCAUCUGGUGCCCCAAGGAACCCAGCGCAACUUUCUGCUAGUUUCUGGCUUCCUGAGUUGAGAAACCAAAUAUCAUCCUAUCUUGAUGUGCCGGCACUGUGCGCUCAGCGAGCCACAGCUCGUGAGAACUACUCACCGAAGGCUUUUGUUGCUCACCUUGUGCAGCUUGUCCGACCUGAAACGCCUGAUGCAAUCGUGGCAGCUGCAGAUAUUAUUCACAACGAAGAGGAGCUUCCAUCGCGGGAGUGCGCGCAAGUGUUUGCUCGGGACCGCUUUCAACUCUUCGCGCGGUUUCGAGGUGUCAUGUGCAUCUUCGACGCCGGCGCACCGGCUUUUCGACUAUGGUGGGCGAGCAACCCUGGAGCAAUCACCCACUUGUUGACCUGCUGGAUAGAACACAACGAUUCAUUGGACCCAAGGGGGCAAACGAUAGUUCUCGGAGCUUCGCUGAAUGUCUUCGACGAUUUGGACUGGGGUGCAUUGCAUCUCAAGCAAAUGUUUGCUGCAGAAAUCAUUCGAUUGGAAACUGAGAGCCACCACCUGAGUGUGCAAGAAAAUGUGUCCACAAUUUUGCAUCGGUUCCCGGAGAUCCGAUCAUUGGCCUGCGCAGCAAGUGCCCCAGACACACGUGCUGGCGCGCUACGCAAACCUCCUCCCAUUUGGACUUAA
Cladocopium goreaui is the source of this 705-nucleotide messenger RNA. Lineage: Eukaryota; Dinophyceae; Suessiales; Symbiodiniaceae. The record is from the annotation of a GenBank genome assembly.